AUGGGUGAUUUCACAGUCCAUAAUAUGCUCAACAAGCUGUCGGGACAGCCCGAAAGCUACGAGAAAAAGUCCCACUACAAGUUCGGACGCACACUCGGCGCUGGUACGUACGGUAUCGUUCGUGAGGCCGACAGCAGCAAGGGAAAGGUCGCCAUCAAGAUCAUCCUGAAAAAGAAUGUCCGGGGCAACGAACGCAUGGUCUACGAUGAACUAGAGAUGCUUCAGGCUCUCGACCAUCCCAACAUUGUCCAUUUCGUCGAUUGGUUUGAAUCGAAGGAUAAAUUCUACAUUGUCACACAGCUGGCCACUGGUGGUGAGCUGUUCGACCGGAUCUGCGAGUACGGCAAGUUCACCGAAAAGGAUGCCUCUCAGACCAUUCGCCAGGUGCUGGGCGCCGUCCACUACCUGCACGAACGCAAUAUCGUUCACCGAGACCUGAAACCCGAAAACCUUCUCUACCUUGGUCCCGACCCCCAUUCCCCUCUGGUCCUCGCAGAUUUCGGUAUUGCCAAGAUGCUGGAUAGCCCGAGUGAGGUCCUGACCAGCAUGGCGGGCUCCUUCGGCUACGCCGCCCCAGAGGUCAUGCUCAAGCAGGGUCACGGCAAGGCCGUCGAUAUGUGGUCCCUCGGUGUGAUCACCUACACCCUGCUUUGCGGUUAUUCCCCCUUCCGCUCCGAGAACCUGUCCGACUUGAUUGAAGAGUGCCGAAGCGGAAAGAUCAUCUUCCACGAGCGCUACUGGCGCGAUGUUUCCCAGGACGCCAAGGACUUCAUCCUCACCCUGUUGCAGCCCGAUCCUUCCAAGCGUGUCACAUCCGAUGAGGCCUUGAAGCACACCUGGUUGACCGGUGAAUCGGCCAGCGACCGCGACUUGCUGCCCGAGAUCCGUGCCUACAUUGCCCGCUCUCGUCUCCGCCGAGGUAUCGAGAUCAUCAAGCUGGCGAACCGCAUUGAGGCGCUCAAGAUGCAGGAGGAUGAUGAGGACAUCCCCAGCCCGGUGGAAAUGGCAGAGAAGGCAUCUGGCACGACGCCCUUCCCUCAACUCUCGCCCAAUGGCAAGUCGGAUUCCGCGCCAGCGGAGGGCGAGGCGACCGGCACGAAGAAGCGCAGUCUAAGCAAGAUUGCCCGCGGCGCCAUCUUCCGUGAAGUUGUGCUCGCCAAGGUUCGUGAGGUGAAGGAGAACGAGGAGCGCGAGAAGGUUGAGCGUGAAGCUCGUGAGCGGACCACCCAUGCAUGAGGCCUGAUCGGAUGGCGUUGAUAGAGACUUGCUUUCUGCUGCUGCACCGGUUCCAUUCUUGUUGGGUCACGGACCAUCACUGAACUGUUUUCUGUGAAUAACUUUCGAUGAUUCCCCGUCCAUAUACUGAUCUGGCGUAUUCUUUCUGCUGUUUCUUGGUUUGCUGAACGAGAUGGGACUUUAAUGGAGGCUUCGGUUUACGGAGAUAAUAUUCCUUUCUGUGAUCUGAAUUCAUAUUCGGCUUGACAUGAUCUUCCAACUAUAUGUCGCAUGUAGAUGACUCGCAU
This is a messenger RNA of Aspergillus neoniger CBS 115656, 1523 nucleotides long. RefSeq names its product serine/threonine-protein kinase. The transcript is spliced from 4 exons. The coding region runs from base 1 to 1236 and encodes 411 amino acids. Gene Ontology annotation, biological process: cellular response to oxidative stress; protein phosphorylation. Gene Ontology annotation, molecular function: ATP binding; calcium/calmodulin-dependent protein kinase activity. NCBI's taxonomy places the organism in Eukaryota, Fungi, Ascomycota, Eurotiomycetes, Eurotiales, Aspergillaceae. The record is from RefSeq and is a predicted model, not a curated record.